CAAGAAGAUAGCCACUGCUUUCUUCACGUGAUGACGUUAAUUUAUCGAAACGACGCAUACUCUUUUUCUCCUCCUUCACCUUCUUCUUCACUCUCUCUCUCUGCUCUUCGUUUCCACUCUGUUUCUUUCUCAGCAACUUCUCCACCAAUUUUUCUUUCUCUGUUUGUUUAUACUUUUGCGUUAGUUUGACUGAAUUUAUUGAAUUUGACUCCUACCACAUCGAUUGCGAACGAAGCUACCACACAGCAAUGCUACCUUCGCUUUCCAAAUCUAUCCGUUUCUAGGGUUUAGCUCCGAUUUCAGAUCAUGCACGGCCUUAGCCGCCUCGGCAACGGCAACGGAAUCAAUCGAUCCAACAUUGCAUCACCUCCUUCUUCACCACGAAUCCGUCACAGCAGGGGAAAAACCUCCACCGGCGUUUACAGAUCGUCGGAAAAGCAAGGCACAGGAGAGAGACUCGUGUUCUUCCUCUUCUCAAUAGUUUUUAGACGGAAAGGCGUGUUGCUCUUGGCGCCUCUUCUCUACAUCGCCGGAAUGUUACUUUUUAUGGGCUCGUUUGGGUUCACAGUACUCGAUCUAGGUCACGGCGUUGAGAUUGUGUAUAGACGAGGUCCUUCAGGUUCGGUUUACCGGAGUCCCAAGGUUUUUAACCGGCUCUGGCCGAUGAUGGAGGCCGAUUCUAAUCGGAGCAGUCACAAUGCGCUGAUGACAGCAUGGAAGCCAAGAGUUAAAAGCAUAUGGAAACCAUGCAUCAGCACCAACGUUUCUUCUUCAGGAUCCAAUUCUAAUGGUUACUUCAUAAUCGAAGCAAAUGGUGGAUUGAAUCAACAACGCUUGUCCAUAUGUGAUGCAGUUGCUGUGGCUGGACUGCUAAAUGCUACUCUUGUCAUCCCGAUUUUUCACCUAAACAGUGUAUGGCGUGAUUCCAGCAAAUUUGGCGAUAUAUUUGAUGAUGACUUCUUCAUAUAUGCGCUUAGUAAAAACGUGAAUGUAGUGAAAGAGCUCCCAAAAGACAUACUUGAGCGGUACAACUACAAUAUAAGCAGUAUUGUUAAUUUGAGAUUAAAAGCUUGGUCGAGUCCAGCAUAUUAUCUUCAGAAGGUGCUCCCACAACUUUUGCGUUUGGGGGCUGUCCGUGUUGCACCAUUCUCCAACAGGUUAGCUCAUGCAGUUCCCGCACACAUUCAAGGGCUAAGAUGCUUAGCAAACUUUGAAGCAUUGAGAUUUGCAGAGCCCAUACGGUUGCUUGCAGAGAAAUUGGUCAAUAGGAUGGUUACGAAGAGUGUUCAGAGCGGAGGAAAAUAUGUUUCUGUUCAUCUCCGCUUUGAAAUGGACAUGGUCGCCUUCUCGUGUUGCGAAUAUGAUUUUGGAGAGGCAGAGAAGCUAGAAAUGGACAUGGCCAGGGAAAGAGGGUGGAAAGGAAAGUUCAGGAGAAGAGGCAGAGUAAUUAGGCCUGGUGCAAACCGCAUAGACGGAAAAUGCCCUUUAACCCCACUUGAGGUCGGGAUGAUGCUUAGAGGCAUGGGUUUUACCAAUAGCACCUUAGUUUACGUUGCUGCGGGAAACAUUUACAAAGCUGAAAAACACAUGGCUCCUCUUAAGCAGAUGUUUCCUCUUCUCCAGACCAAAGAUACUCUAGCUACCCCCGAGGAACUUUCUCCGUUUAAGGGACACUCAUCAAGAUUAGCUGCUCUUGACUACACAGUAUGUCUCCACAGUAAAGUGUUUGUAUCCACACAAGGUGGAAACUUCCCUCACUUCUUGAUAGGUCACCGCCGCUACCUUUACAAAGGUCACGCCGAGACUAUCAAACCCGAUAAACGGAAACUGGUUCAGCUCUUCGAGAAACCGAGCAUUAGAUGGGACUACUUCAAGAAACAAAUGCAAGAUAUGCUUAGACACAAUGACGCAAAAGGAGUCGAACUGAGGAAACCUGCUGCGUCGCUUUACACGUUCCCUAUGCCUGAUUGUAUGUGCAAAGAACCUGAUCCUGAACCUGAAACAGAUCCAGCUUAAAGAUGAAUUUUGCUGUUCUACAUUCAGCAAAUGCAAAGUACGAACAAUUGUUUAAUGACUCCAACUAUACAUGUAACUUAUAUAUAUAUUUGUUGUGUCAUGUUUCUUGUAUAAGUGUUUUUUGUUUUUAUUUUUCCUCCCACGUUCGAGGAAUCUAAGAUUUCUUGAUUUGGAAUUUUGUGUGUACAUAACAUUCUUUCAACGUUAAUGACCGACCCUUUUCUCUUUUUGUUGUAUUGUUUGCACAUUUUGAUAAUCUAUGUAAUAGAUAACUUAUGAACAAAGGAUUCACUCUUUUCUAC
Thlaspi arvense is the source of this 2318-nucleotide messenger RNA. NCBI's taxonomy places the organism in Eukaryota, Viridiplantae, Streptophyta, Magnoliopsida, Brassicales, Brassicaceae. The record is from the annotation of a GenBank genome assembly.